AUGGCACAUGAUCAAGUUUGGUUUUCUCGACCUCGUUCAUAUGGUAAAGGAUCUCGAGGAUGUCGAGUUUGUGGGCAUGUUGCAGGGUUAAUUCGAAAAUAUGAUUUAAAUAUAUGUAGACAAUGUUUUAGAGAAUAUGCAGUGAAUAUUGGAUUCCAUAAACAUCGAUAAAAGGCAAAAUAAAAAAUAUAUUGUAUUGUAGAAAGAUGAUGUAAAAAUGUUUUUUAAUUAAAUUUGAUUAUCUGAUUGUAAAAUAUCAUUUGCGAGUUUUUCCCGUUCGGCUUCUCUCAUUCGCAUUAAUAUUAUAUUUUGAUAAUCCAAAUGGUUUUGAUUUAAACUGGGCAUAGUAUUUGAACGUGAUAAAGGUAUAUUUUUUGAAAUGUUUGGAUCAGGAGUUUCAUUUAAUGUUACAUGUUCUGAUAUUCCGGUUAAAUCAGGUGCUUGUUUUGCCCAAGAAACAUCUUUCAAAUGUAUAAAUGGCGUCUCUGCCAGCAAAGACGCUUCAGAUAUCGCAGCAUGCUAAAUCCUAUUAGAGUUAUAAAUCAAAGGCGUUUUCAUUUACCGCAGAAACAACUGAUUUAAAUACAAUUAAUGCUACAAUAAGUUUUUUUUUCUUUGUAUUGUCCAUUAAAUCCUUCAAAAGUACAUCUUCAAUUUUUCCAAAUCUUUCAAAUGCA
Messenger RNA from Pneumocystis murina B123, 677 nucleotides. Its product is annotated as 40S ribosomal protein S29. The transcript is spliced from 3 exons. Gene Ontology annotation, biological process: translation. NCBI's taxonomy places the organism in Eukaryota, Fungi, Ascomycota, Pneumocystomycetes, Pneumocystales, Pneumocystaceae. Gene Ontology annotation, molecular function: zinc ion binding; structural constituent of ribosome. The record is from RefSeq and is a predicted model, not a curated record. Gene Ontology annotation, cellular component: ribosome; cytosolic small ribosomal subunit. The coding region runs from base 1 to 171 and encodes 56 amino acids.